AUGACCAUGAUAUCCUUCCUGUUCAUCCUUUCGGCCUGGUUAUCUGCCUUCUCCAUGGUAUCAGCUACCCCAACCGCGGGUGGUGCUUCCAACACUACUGGGUCAUCAGUUAGUAGUCAAGCUACCAACGACGACGGUACAGAUGACCGCGGUGGCCUCCUUCACUUAGGAGUUGACGGUGUUCUGCGCAACUUCGAUGAUGACUGGAAUGUCGUCUCUUACAAGCAGCUCAGUCCGGACGAGAUUACCCGCAUGCUCCGGAGCCUCUCCUACGAUGACGAGACAAACAAAGAGCUGGUGGAGACCUUUAGGGGUGUGGACGGCCGCACCGUUACGGACGAGAAUGCGCUCUUGCAUCCUGACGAAGACGCUAUGCCAGUAUGGGCUCCGAAUUCGAAGCACGGCGACCAGCGAGAAGUGGACAAUUCACAGUCUACAUCCACGAACACUAAGGCGUUAAGUAGCAGAGGAGAGGGAAGACAUAAACAUAAACCUCCUCCUCUACCGUUCCCCGGCUCGCCCAAGCUCCCCAACCCGCUGAACUGCAUGACAUACAGGUGUAGGAGGCCGGAUGAUUGUCUGCUGUACAAUCACAUGUACCAUGCCGAAUGUUACUCUUGCAUCAUACCGGCUCAUCAGAACCAGGGACGUUGCAGUAGCUAG
Messenger RNA from Paecilomyces variotii, 663 nucleotides. RefSeq lists its product as hypothetical. Bases 1 to 663 code for a protein of 220 amino acids. The transcript has 2 exons. The record is from RefSeq and is a predicted model, not a curated record. NCBI's taxonomy places the organism in Eukaryota, Fungi, Ascomycota, Eurotiomycetes, Eurotiales, Thermoascaceae.